UCCGCAUUGCAUUUACAGUACAAGCUAGCAUGUUGUCGCGCUUCAACUCAAAUCUCGUUGAGGUAUGCCCAAUGCUUGAACUAGAAUAGAGUAGAUAUGCUCUCUUUCUUUCCACCAUUUACUCCUGCUUCAUGUUCUGAAGUAGCCGAAAAGGUGAAAUUAGUUAGGGUUUUUUGAGGUUGAGUUUCCGUUGUUGUUGAGCGAUGCAUUUUCUCAAAUUAAACCCCACUCUUUUAUAUUCUGUGAGUAAUUUGCCCAGAUCCUUUCUUUCUCUGUUCUCUACUGUUGUUUCUUACCCAACUAAAACCACGGCCGAAGACAUUUCCAUCAUUGAUUACCUCAACACCAACGUCAAACUCUCCAAAGCUCAAUCCGUCUACAUCUCGAAACGACUCUCUAAGGCUAGGUCCCUUCAGCAUUCAUGGACUGUGCUUAAUUAUUUUAAACAGGUUGGACUUUCUGAAUCGCAGAUUCUAUCUAUGAUUGGCGUUCAACCCCAGAUUUUGUUUUCAGGUGUCGAUAAAACCCUGAAGCCGAAAAUUGAGUAUCUUCAGUUUCUAGGGUUUCAGGGUUCUGAGUUGGGUGAGCUUCUCUCCAAGAAUCCAUAUCUUUUGAUGUGUAGUUUGAAUAAAACGUUGGUGCCCUCUGUGGAGGCUAUUAGGAAAAUUGUUAAUAAAGAGGAAGAUUUUAUUAAGUUGCUUAUCAGAUAUGGGAGUUGGGUAAUCCAAGACCACCGAAAGGUUUUGCGCAAUGCUGCUUUUUUCCAGAGUUGUGGGAUCGUUGGGUCUCAGCUUUCCUUUUUGCUUGUAAAUCAAGGUCGCCUUUUUGUUCGACAUGAGUCUCUGCUUCAAAACUAUGUUUCACGGGCUGUCAACAUGGGUUUCUCCAUAAACUCAAGAAUGUUCGUAUAUGCACUCCGGUCAAUUAGUUGUUUGAGCGUUGUAAAGUUGGACAGAAAGUUGGAGUUAAUUCAGAGUUGCGGGUUUUCCAAAGAUGAGACCAUGCAAAUCUUUAGAAGAGCUCCACCGUUGCUUCUCCAAUCUGAGCAGAGGCUAAAAUUUGGAAUUCAUGUGUGCAUGGAUAACAUUAUGUUGCCCAAGUCACAACUGGUUAAUACCCCUGCGAUUUUGACCUUGAGCUUGGAGAAAAGAGUGACUCCUCGAUGGAGGGUUUUGCAACUCCUAAUCUCAAAAGAGCUACUUAAGAAGAAUCCAAGUUUUUUAGAGUGUUACUAUUGCCGGAGGGGAAAUUCUUGCAGGACUAUAUUUUCAAAUUUAGAGAUAAUGAAGAGGCUUUAUUGGAGGCUUACAAGGGUCAGAUCUAAAAGAUGCUUCUACUUAAUAAUUAUCAUCAAGUUCUGUUUAGUAGGCUUCUAUUCACAGCCUUAGGGUUCCUUAGAACAUGUAUGGUUUGUUUGGAUUGAGUGGAGUGGGGAGGAAGAGUUUGAAAUUUCAAUUCUGAUUCCAUUUUUCUCAGUUAACAUUUUUAACUUUCUAGCUGAGUUGCCAAAAUUUCUCUACAAUUACAAUGCUUAAUGCAUACAUACUAAAAAAUGUCUAGUAUUGUAAACCUUGAUCUACUCAUCAUGAUCUAUUUGUAUAGGAAUUAGAAGAAAGUAAGAACCUUCAAAAUAACCCCCUCACCUUAUGUCUCUUUCCUGACUCUGUAAAUUUGCCAUAUCCCCUGAAUAGCAGCAUCUCCCCAUUCAAGCCGUAGAUGUUAAAGUUUUGAAAGCAAAGAAGUUAGAUAAGAAGCUUGAAAUUAGAAGAGAAGAGAAUAAGAGAUUAGAUCUGAAAAAUGUUUCUGACCACAGUGAAAACUGAAAAGGUUGAGCAGUGCGUUUGGGUUCUCUUGAUUAAAGUGAUAAUGAAGCUCAAUAUGUCUGCUUAUUGCAUGAAAACGUUGGGGUUAAUGCCAACUUUAAUGCACUUUCACUGGCGCAUUUCAAGAUGAGCCGAUAUAUAUUUACAUCUAGGUGAACCAGUAACAGUGGCUACGGUAACUUGGUAUUUUGAUACCCUAGUUGAUAAUGAAACUAUUAUCUACUUUUUGCUUCUUCCCAUGACUGCACAGCCAGUGAAGAAAAGCAAUCAUGUUAAGUUCCUUCAAUAUGACAAGAAUGACAACCUUAUUUCAUGCAAAGCAAAAUUUUGUUGAUGGCUUUGAAAAGCAAUCAUGUUAAGCACUGAGCUGAUAUUGGGCUGUGAAUGUUAUGUAUUAUUGCAUUGCAGCAGCUAGACUUUUUUAGUAUUCUUAUUCUGGAUUUUUACCUUAAGAAUUGUUAGCAUCUGACAUUUUCUUUUUUCUUUUUUAUAUGGCUAUUUGAUUGGGUCAAUUAUAAUAUUGUUGAGGUGUAGUUCUUCCAAAGAUUUUUUUUUUUUUUUGCAUUCACAUGUAUUCGAACUUGAGAUCUGGUGCUUAAGCAGCCAUAGCCCAUUCCACUAGGAUUAACACCUGUUGAUACCAUCUGACAAUUUUUUGUGCCUAUCUUUGGUCUGGCUGAUAGUUUGGUCCAAACCAGAUCCUUUGAGACGAGUAAUAGCAUCUUUUUACCCUGAUUCUGUAGCUGUUAUUAAUUGACUAAAUUAUAGAUAAAAAAGGAAUUAUGUAAUGUGCUGAAAUUGUAGUUCAUUCGCAAAACAAUACAGAUGUGGCAAAACUUUGAGCCUCCCCUCCCCUAUUGUAACAAACAUUCAAGCCAGUUAUGGAUUAGCGAACUAUCUUUUGAGGGACAACGGAGCCCUGAAGCUAGUUUACUGGGAACCUUAUUAUAGGAUACAAAUACCCUAAACUUCCGAGAAGCUUGUUGUUAACCGUUUUUGUGUUUUCUUUAUUCUCUUUUUAUGCUCGUGCUUUUUGACAUUUAUACAAUAUUUGGUAUGCGGAAAAGUGUUUUUUAGGGGGAAAAAAUGGGAAAGUGCAUUGCCUUCUGAACUUUUAAAGGUAAAUGACAUUUACAUUUAACUAGCUAUAUGACGGAUCCCUUUGUUUUCCGGGGGAAAAAAAUCAUUUUUUCUAUGCAUUC
Messenger RNA from Prosopis cineraria, 3025 nucleotides. Its product is annotated as transcription termination factor MTERF4, chloroplastic-like. Gene Ontology annotation, cellular component: chloroplast. NCBI's taxonomy places the organism in Eukaryota, Viridiplantae, Streptophyta, Magnoliopsida, Fabales, Fabaceae. The transcript has a single exon. Gene Ontology annotation, biological process: regulation of DNA-templated transcription; chloroplast organization. The record is from RefSeq and is a predicted model, not a curated record. Bases 204 to 1388 code for a protein of 394 amino acids. Gene Ontology annotation, molecular function: double-stranded DNA binding.